This is a messenger RNA of Moneuplotes crassus, 1953 nucleotides long. The record is from the annotation of a GenBank genome assembly. NCBI's taxonomy places the organism in Eukaryota, Ciliophora, Spirotrichea, Euplotida, Euplotidae.
GUUUUAAUGGCACUCAAGCAAUUUCAAAUUUGGCCAGGAGCGUCAAAGUUCUUCUGCAAAGGAUAUGUGAUGACAGGUCCUAAUGUACUGAUGCCUAUUAUAACCUUUGGAGUUCUCUUAGUUGCUUGAUGAGGUAUCAAUGCAACCACAUUAUUCUAUAUAUCAGCUAAGUGAAUGCAUCUUCCGCUAUAUGUAGCAGUGAUAAUUCAACUUGCAAUGUUUUAUUGAUUAGUGAAGGCUUCUUUCAUGGACCCUGGUUAUUUGCCAAGAAGGAAUUUUAUGAAAAUAAUUAGGUCUGAUCUUACAGAAAUGACUGUAGAAGAGCAAGCCAUUCCCUUUUUCAAUCAUUUCCUAUAUUCUAAAGCUCAUUCAGUCAAACUAAAGUAUUGAUACACUUGAGAGAUUUAUAGACCACCCAGAUCUUCUCAUUGAGGUAGCUGCGAUGCUUGUGUUGAAAGAAUAGAUCACCACUGUCCAUGGUUGGGCACCUGAAUUGGAAAAAGAAAUUAUAAAUACUUUUUCAUAUUCAUUAACCUCUUAUCCUUUUUGAUUAUUUCAUGUUUUUUACUAUCAAUCCUUGAAAUCUUCCUCCGUGUGAAUGAGUACAAAGACGAGGGUCAUAACUUGAACAAAGCGCUAAGACUAACUUUCAGUAAGGCUCCCUACCCUCUGAUUUUUAUUGCUUUAUGCUUGCUGUCGUCCUCCUUUGUGAUACUCUUAUGAGGCUACCACCACAAAUUACUAUACAAAAGUUUGACCACAAAUGAAGAUCUUAAGGGAGUCUAUGGCAAUACAUUGAUGUAUAAUCCGAAUAAAUAAGACUUAUCUGCAGAACUUGUGGGAAGCCCUGACUAUGCCUGUCUCAGUCAAGCACUGGGAGCCCAGACAUGACAUUCUUGGCUAUCAGUCUGAACUUGUGAAGAGUAUCGAAAAUAAGCCAAUGAGUGGAUUCUCCUUUGAAGAAAAUGCUGGCUUCAGUGUCGAUCAGGGAGAAGAUAAAGAUCAGAAACUCCAAAUUGACAACAAAAUAACAACAGGAGACAACAGAACAACAAAAUUUGAGCAAUAUUCCACAAUCAAAGAUAAAAGAUCUUCAGCUGGAGAUUCCAACUGUAAAAUGUUUAUCCCUGGUGAGCUCGGUCAGACAGAAGGUGAAAACUUACUCUCUCUGUUCAAAAAUUCUACUGAAUGGAAAUAACUCACUAAAAAGACAAAAAAGAAAGAGAAAGAGCAAGCUCGAAGAAAUAUCAAGAAUAAGCUCCUUCUCUCCACUAAAGGGAGUUCCUUAUCAAAAUUCUGAGGGAUCAGAUCUGGAUUUUGGAAGGAAUAAGAAUAAUUUAUUGACUUUACAAUCAACUAAGCCACCUUUACCUCCUCAAAACAAAGCUAUGUCUUCAGAAAAAGUGAUGCCUAAGUCAAACACUAAAGCCACAAUAUCAGAGCCUAUUUCUAAUGUUUCUUCCAAGAACUACCUCGGGUCUCCUUACGAGGAGGAUAAGUUGGAGGAAAAGAAAGAGAAAAUCCUUAAUAGCCCAAAUCUGCCAAGAGAGAAUUUUAUUUCCCUCAAGAAGAAGCUAAAAAAUACACAGUUAAAAGAAGUGGAGAGAAAGAAAUCCCUUCAAGCAUUUAGCUUUGAUUCUAGUCAAGGAAGUAACUCUAGUUUCCAAGGCCAGUACCAAGUCGUUGAAAAUAAAGUACAAAUAUUUGAGAGGUGGUCAUCUGAAGAAGCUGAGGGGUCUAGAGAUGAAGAAGAAGAAGAGAAAUAUCGAGAUAGUCAUAGAGAACUUACCUCAGCAAGGAAGAAGUAUAAAGGAAAUAUGGCAUAAUUAUCAGUUUUCACCACCGUUAGAGAUAUAUAAUUGGACACUAGACUAGAGAUAUUGGCAUUAAAUUAAUGAUUCCCAAUACCAUGAGAAUUCUAACUAAAGAGUGUACCAAUUACUUUGAUUCAAU